AGUCGAAACAAUUAAAGAUCGACCUAUCUAUAUCGAUCAAAUCUCGCGUGAAAUAAGCACCUGACGAGAUUUCUGUUCGAGAGCAUUUGAGUCUAUUUUUGGAUCAACUUUUUCUGUGAGGCAAACAAGCAAGAAGGAAGCUUCAAGAUUUUUUAUGAGUCAGAAGGUAGAAAAACCCUCUCUAUCAGGCCACCGUCUGAAAACUAGGAAAAGGGAUGAAAAGGAGAAAUACGAUCCUUCAUCUUUCCGUGAUGCAAUUAUUCAAGGACUGACAGAAACAGAUAAUGAUCUAGAUCAGGUUGCAAAAUAUUUGGACUUGCAGGGCGGGAAGCUUGACUUCCGUCGAUACGCUGAUGUGUUAUUUGACAUCUUGUUUGCUGGUGGACAGCUAGCCCCUGGUGGAUCAAUCAUUGAAGACUCUAGUGAUACAGAAAAACUCUUCAGAACAAAAGUCUGUGUUUUCCAAACUGAAGACGACAAAUUGAGAGACUUCUUUGAGGUGUUUCACAAACUAUUGAGACGUUACAAGUAUCUGGAGCGAUCCUUUGAGGAUGCCCUUAAGAAGAUCCUGUAUUUUAUGAAAGGAUUCAAAGAUGACGAGAAACGCAAACUUGCUAUCAUCACAGGGAUGUUAUUGGGGAACUCCUUUUGUUCUGCCAAAGUACUCUCAAGUUUAUUUGAAGAGCAUCUGGUUAAAGAUGGAGUCUCUUUGGAUUUCGCCAUCGUGAUGUUCAAAUCCUGGCUUGCAGAGAAGGAUAUGAACAGCAUAAUUACAGCUCUCAAGAAAGCUCAGCUUGAAAACAAGCUCCUGGAAUUGUUCCCUGCCAACAAGAGAGACCAGGAUGUUUUUGUUGCUCAUUUUAAAAAAAUCGGCUUGGCUCCCAUAGCAGAUUUUCAGGAAGCACAGAGAAAUUUUCAAGUCAAGGUUGAGUUGAAGAAACAUUUGACUGAAAUGAUGAAAGAUGAGGAUCCCCCAAAAGAGAUGGUUGCCUAUGUACUGGAACAUAUGCAGAAGCAUAAUCUCAAAGAACAAGAAGUAACAAUUUUGGUUUGGAACACCAUCAUGGCAUCCGUGGAGUGGAACAAGAAGGAGGAACUGGUGGCUGAGCAGGCUCUGAAGCAUCUACGGAUGUACAGCCCUCUGGUAGCAGCGGUGGCCAAAUCCGGCAAAGCCGAGCUCUCACUCCUGGUCAAAAUACAGGAAUAUUGCUAUGACAAUAUGAACUUCAUGAAGUCAUUUCAGAAGAUUGUUGUCAUGCUGUACAAAACUGAGGUACUUCGAGAAGAAGUAAUAUUGAAGUGGUUUAAAGAUGGACAUUCUACUAAAGGAAAGAGUGUGUUUUUAGAACAGAUGAAGAAGUUUGUGGAGUGGCUGGAAAAUGCCUCAGAAGAAUCUGAAGAUGAAGAAGACUAACCCUUGUGCGGUAUUCAGGGAGACAUUUCUAGCUCCAUUCUUGCAGCUGUCUGUGCAGGCUGUCCCUCUCACCCCAUAGACAGGUGCUUGUUCAUUGGAAUCUGCAUAGCCUUGGUCAUCAUUUAAACAUGCAGGACACUUUAACAGCAGCAAUGAAAAAGCAAAAUUUCAAUUGCCACGCUCAUUAGAUUUUUAUAUGUUGUACAAGUAUUGUUUAAGAGGAAGGCAACUAUAAACUGAUUAUUUUCAUGUAUAGAUUUGUGGAAUUUAUUUAAUAUUGAAUCAAAUAUUGAUAUUGAUUAUUUAGACUUAGUUUUUUUUUAUUUCCCUCCCCCCAACUUUUUACCCUGAAGAAUAUCAUCCGUACUUUGUCAUGAUGUACUUUUUUUGUACAUGUACAUGUAUGUUGAUUUAUUGUAGCAAUAAACUUUCUUUUGAAAGUGAUUAUAUGACAUGUAAAUGCUUUUAAAGCAAAUCAAAUGAAGUACUCUCUUUGUAUUACAUAUUCAUCAAUAAAAUGCAGGUUUCUUGUACAAA
Messenger RNA from Ostrea edulis (European flat oyster), 1951 nucleotides. Its product is annotated as eIF5-mimic protein 2-like. Gene Ontology annotation, molecular function: protein binding. The record is from RefSeq and is a predicted model, not a curated record. Bases 155 to 1414 code for a protein of 419 amino acids. Gene Ontology annotation, cellular component: membrane; cytoplasm. The transcript has 14 exons. NCBI's taxonomy places the organism in Eukaryota, Metazoa, Mollusca, Bivalvia, Ostreida, Ostreidae.